Molecule: messenger RNA, 13196 nt
Organism: Dimorphilus gyrociliatus
Lineage: Eukaryota; Metazoa; Annelida; Polychaeta; Dinophilidae
Source: the annotation of a GenBank genome assembly
UUACCGUUGGUCGAGGUUAAAAGUAGCUUUUAUUCAGAAUAGUAUUCAGUUUCGCUCUAAAGGUGUACAAUGCUUUUUCGUAGUCAGAACAGGCUAAAUAUCUAUACAGAACACCAGCGUACUGUGUCUAAUACAUUCUGAUUAUACUACACAUAGCUCAUUUACGCCCGGGACUUGACAAUAUACAAAAGUUAGACAUGGAAAGGACUACAAAUAAUGUUCCUGCCUACAUAAAACCUACAUUAUCCUCGCUUAGACGCAGUGUAAGAGUAGCUCCAUCUUCAUCAAGCCUUUUACACUCACUAUUGGAAGAUAGAACUUCUUCUUUUUCAAGGGACUUUAAAAGGUCAGCUAGCUUUAACUCGCAUCGAAGAUAUGAACCAGGAAUACGGACGGAUAUAAGUUUUGUUAAUAAGCCAAGAAAUCAGGAUACCUUUGAUAGACAUGCACAUCUCAAGGUCUACGGGAGACGAAAUACUACGAAUCCGGCUCAUAGAAUUGAAAUGACGGAAGAUGACUUGAAUGAUGGUGUUAUCUUACCUUCGGUCGUUUAUCACAUAAGGAAUAUAUUAGAGCAAUAUCCUUGCCAUGGACAAAUUCUGUAUGAACUUCUACAAUAUGCCGAAGAUACCGGCGCUAGAAUAUUUAAAUUACUAGUUGAUUCAUCCCAGGAUGCUGUUUAUAUUUAUCAUGAUGUGUCUCUUAGUACUACUGAUUGGAAGGCUUUUCGUAAUUUAUGCGAACAUCCUACAAAACAUAAAGAUAAUCCAAAAUCAGGGCACUUUGGUUUAGGUUUUAAAAGUCUUUUUCAUCUAACUGAUAUAGUUCAUGUACUAAGUGAUAGAAAAUUAGCUAUAAUUGAACCUCUGAAUAAUGCAUCAACAACGAAAGCGUUCAAAUUAAAUGAAAAACCUGAAUUAUUUAACCUAUUCAAUGGUUACUUUGGUUGUAAUGAAAGUACCCUUAAACAUGGUAGAUUCCAUGGGACAAUUAUAAGAUUCGUCCUCAGGCAGAAUGCUUCUAAAAUUUCUUCUACAAUUUAUACAAGUCAAAGCCUACAAUAUGUUAUAGACGAAUUCCAAGGACAUUUGCAUACUUCUUUUUUAUUUAUGAAUAAUAUUGAAGUUGUAGAGUUAUUAGAAACAAGAAGAGAUGAAAUUUGUUCGUCAUCAAGUGCUCAUUUAGCCCCUGAAUGCUUACAAAAGAUCAGGGAGUUUAGAAAUGACAUAAGGAAUACUCAAGAAAUUUCUAGAUCAGCUUUAAUUAUAGUAAACGUACUUAAAUCAGGAAAAGAGAGAACUUAUAAAUGGAUUAUUGGAGCUUACAAAACUGUCAGGAAUUUAUCAGCCAUUUGUAAAAAUAUUUUAAAGGAGCUUCCCCUUUAUCCAUACGCCUCUGUAGCCUUACCUAUAACACUGGAUGACUCUACAGUAUGGACUCAAGCGGACGGUAUGGAAGGAGGUACUUUUGCGUUGUUACCAUUGGAACCCCAUCCAAACUUUAUAAACUUACCAGUUCACGUGAAUGCGCGUUUUGCUCUAGAGUUAACAAAACGAGUUAUGCUUUGGCCCCGAUCAUAUUAUGGUUCAGCUGAUGUUCAAAUGGACAAGAGACUAAUAUGGAAUAAAUGUAUUGUAAGUGAGCUUGUACCUGUUGCCUAUGCCGCAACUGUGCUUGCUUCAAUAGAAUUUUGUAAAAAAGGACUAAUUACAACCGAACAAGUGUAUAGAGCAUUCCCUCGACUGGAGAGCUCAUCAACGGCCUCUCUGUCAGCAGUUUAUGGAAAUAUCUUUAAACAUCCAGUCAUAUAUACUCAUUCAAAAGAAUGGGUUACGGUUGAAAAUGGUGUAUACGAUACAACAUCAAAACUACCUCUAAACGUUCGUAAUAUACUUGUUCGCUGCGGUUUAAAUUUAGCUAAUAUACCUGAUCAUGUGAUGGAAGCUGUUCGACACUGUAAUAUUAGCAUUAGAAAAGUAAAUGGACCACUUUUAGCUACUGUAAUAAGGAAUCAAACGGCAAUGAGCGAAAUUUGUAAGCUAGAUCUACUAGACUACUUUUGUACUUCGGAUGUCGAUUUUCUUUACGGUUUGCCUCUAUUACCACUUCAAAAUGGAACUUUUGUAAAGUUCGAAUCCUCUGAGAGAAAAAUUUAUGUCGCAAAGAGAAGCGAGGAUGUUGAAAUCUUACCAAAGGCCUCCUACGAAAGGAUUAUGCGUGUGGACUUAGUAAAGCACGUUAAACAAAGUUUAAUAAAUGCUUCUAGUCGGCACUUUGCUCAACUUAGAAUAUUAGAUAUUUCAGUUAUCGCAGAACUGCUAAAAACAUAUAUCAUUAAUAUUCCCGAACUAAAUAAAGAAACUGAGAGAUGGUUGGCUAAACUUUGGUUCUAUAUUCAUAGGUUUACACCAUUUGACCUCUCCCGAUUUGAAGGCCUACCAAUUAUUCCUAUAGACAGAAAAAUUGUUCGUCUCUCCUCGUCAUCGGGCAUGAUUGUUAAACAAUUACAUCACCUGCAUUUAAAUGAGGAUAUUCAAACUAUAUUAGUACGGAUGGGAGCUAAUGUUAUAACCAAUUUGCCCUCAUAUCUAUCGGGAAAUUCGCAUCUGUGUAAUUUUUACAUCAAACCACCCACUUCUCAUGGAGUUUGUUCAACUUUGGCACAUUUAUGCAAAUCUAAUGAGAGUGAAUUUUUUGAAAAAUUCUUUACUUCGACAACUGCAAAUGAGAAAAAAUCUUUACGUCAAUUGUUUAUGAAAUUAGAUUAUAGCAUUGGAAAAAGUAGUCUUAGAGAAUUUCUACGUAAUUUACCUAUAUUUGAGACUUUAGAUGGCCAUUUUAUAUGCGUUAACGAAACAAAUAUUGCUGUACAGUCUAUUAAUUUACCAGUUCCUUUAUGCAAACCCGUAAUUAAUUUGUCGGCGCUUCCAUGUGCUGAUAGUCUAGCCACUCUAUUGGGAGUCAGAUUACUUAGCCACCAAGACUUCUUUGUUGAAAUUGUAUUUACAGCGAUAGAGAGUGCUUAUUACAAAAUUGGUGAAGUUACCGAGGUUAUGAUUCAUAUACUUAAGAAUUAUUGUUGUACUAUGACAGAAACUUUUCAAAGCGCUCUUGCUGGGCUCCCAUUUAUUCCAAAAGGAGAGACUUUAAUGACUGCUGAUAGGUUUUAUGACCCUGAUUCAAUAGUCUUACAACAAGUAUUUAAAGGCGAGGAUAAUUUUCCAACGGGCCCUUUUAGACAACCGGAAGUCUUGCAGGUUUUAAGAAAAGUGGGCUUAAGAACUGAUGAAUAUGUAGAACCCGAAGAUUUGGAAUGUUGUGCACUUGUGUGUGAUAACGAUGUUGAAAAGAGCCUAGCUCUUAUUGAAUACGUUUGUCGAAAUUCUUUUCUACUUCACCAGCUGUGCCACGACGCGCCUCUUUCUGCUAAAUUAGCUGGUAUACAUUGGAUACCCGUUUUGAAAGAGAGACCUCCCCAAUAUCCUGCUUCGUUAGACUGGCAUUGUGAAGAACAAAUAGUCAGACCUAUAGAUAUAUUCGAGUUCAAAUAUUCAUAUGUUGUUGGGUCUUUAAAAUCAGCUUGCUGUCAAGAAUUACCUGGGAAUAUUAGUGAACUAUGGUUUCAAACGCCAUCUGCCGAAGAUAUUGUUCAACAUUUAAAAAACGUUGUCCGAUGUUAUUCAGCAACAGAGAAAGGAAAAUAUUUAUAUGUAACUACCCAAAUUUAUUCUGAAUUAUUUAAGAAUCCUAUACAAAAAGUUAGCAACCUUCUUGAAGGAGAAAAAUGGGUUUGGAAUGGUCAAGGGUAUUGUGCUGUGGAGGAUAUAGUCUUUAAAAGGCCUUUUAUUGAUUUGCAACCCUUCAUUUACCUUCUACCUUUAGAAAUGAUGCAAUUCAGGCGUUAUCUUUCAGAUUUAGGGGUAAAAGAUGAUUGUUACCUGCCUGAUGUUUUAUAUAAGAUUUAUAGAAAGCACGAAGCUGGUGCUAACGUUGAGAUGAGCAGAGAUCUUCAUUUAGCAAUUUCCAUUCUAAACGAAAUAAAGUCACGAUACGAUGAUAUACAUUUAGAAAAACUAAAGAGUUCUAUCUAUGUACCUAUUAAAUCAGAAAAUCAGAGACAAUUGAAAAUGGAUUUGGCGGAAAAUUGUCAUUAUUCAACAAAUGGUGAAAAUAUACCUGGAAAGAAUAUUGUUCAUCAAUCUGUUCCCGUUAAUACUUGCAUAGCAUUUAAAAUAGAAAAUGCGAUCGCAAAACCUAUUCAACAGGACGAUAUUUAUACAACAACAACUGGCGGUGGGACAAGAAUCCUGAAAGAAAUUAUAUCUGAAUUAACUCCAACUUCGGUUGUUCGAUAUUUUUUAUCUUUGGCCGAAGAAUGUAAAGCAAAUGAAUUGAAUAUUUUAUAUGAUACUAGAGAAAAUUGGAAACAAAAAACUUUAAUCACUGAAAAAAUGUCUCUAAGUCAAGGAAAAUCAAUUUGGUUUCACUUUAAUUCAACAUUAUCAAGAGAUCAUAUAGAAAAAAUUACUGCUGAAAAUCACCUUAGUGAUUCGUUAGGUUUUAGUUGCGUCUACUCAAUCACAGAAACACCUUCAAUUGCCACAGAUGAUCAAUUAAUUAUUCUUGAUCCUCAAGGUACCUAUCUUCCGCGAAAGAAAGCGGUUCAAUUGGAUGUUAAAAAGCAUUUAUCUCUGAUUGAAAAGUUGUCUGAUCAGUUCGAAUUGUAUAAAAAUGUAUUUGGAUAUAACUUUCAAGUUUAUAAUGGAACUUUGAUACGAUUGCCUUUACGUAUAGCUGAACAGGCAGAAAUCUCUGAAAUAUCAAAUCAACCUCUAUCUGAUGAGAAUGUUAGAAGUUUAAUUAAUGAAAUCGAUGAUAUUUUCCUUAUUUUUUGCAAUUAUGUUAAGACUAUAAAUAUUAAGAUAUUAAAAAAUAGUCCUAAUAGUUGUGAGCAUUUAAAGUUGAUAAGAAAAAUUCAUAAAGCAAAUUUACCUCAUUGGCCAAAAGCCGUAUCAGUCUUUCAAAUAGACACACAUCAUUCUGGAAAGUCAUCAACAACAACCGACUGGUUAACAAUGAAUAUAACAGAUGGAUGUAAUGCGCCAUCUGUGGCAGUUACUACAAUUGAACAACGGGACGGUUACGAGUUCUCUAAAGAAGGAGCCCUAAUAAAUUCCUCAUAUAAUCGGGCUCCUUAUGACGGAUUACCAAUAUAUAUUUACUAUAGUAAAAUUGAAACGUUCCAGGAUGAAAUUGAAAUCGAUGAACUAUGUAAUUUGUAUUUAGAAUUACUGCUGUUUCUAGCAAAUUCUAAUCGACCAACGCCAUACUACUCCCUUUGGCCGACGUCCACAGAGCCAAUAAUGAUGUCAAUGGUUGAGGAAUUUCUUCAACGAGUAACAAGUGAGGAUAGAUCAGCUCCAAAAAUCUGGUCUGAUGGUAAAAAUUGGGCUAAUGUUAGUGGUUCUUAUUUCAUACCGGAAGGAACCCAGCCAUAUUGUGUUGUGGCAGCUAUGAAACAAAUUCUUGUUGGGAAAACAGUAAUUGAAAUACCAGAGGCUCUUUGUACAAGAUUAGAGAAGGCAAACGUGUUUAGCACAAUUAAAAAGAGGUUGUAUGAUUUUAGAAGAUUCUUUAGAGAGAUAUUUUUACCAAAUUCUCACAAGUUGAGGGAAGAAAUUCGUAACGACGUUCUUAUCAGAGCACUGUCUCAAAAAGAUGAGGACCUUAAUGAAGCUUUAGGUACUUUUCCAUGUAUACCAACUAGCCCGAAUGGUCAAAAGUUUGCCAGAUUAACAAAUUUAAUUGAUCGUUUAAGCGAUUUGGGUGAGUUGUACUCAGUCGAAGAAGGGAAGUUUGUCUACGAACCUCUAGCCCAAUUUUGUUCAAAGUUCGUGCUUCGGCGAGAAAUUAAUUGGACAGAUAUAGCCGAAAGGUUAAAGACCAUACCAAACCUUAAAAAGGAGAUAGCUAAAGAGAAAACUCGUUUAGCGUUGAAUGUCCUAGCUAAAAAAAUUGAAACUGAGAGAGAGGAAGCUGAGAAAUUUCGAAAAACUUUGGAGAGCUUAAAAUUUCUUUGGGAUUUCCAUAAAAAAUUCUAUGUUGCUCCUAAUAAAGUUUAUUCAUCCAUAUAUUCGCCAUUAGUUAGUUAUGUUGCUCCAGUAUUCGAUGUUGAACUAGUGGACGAACAACACCGAACAGCUGUUGAAGAGUUUUUGUUCACUUUAAGACCAUCUGUUACUAAUGUACUGGAGCAAUUGGAAUGUGUUAUUAAAACCGCAAGUGCUUUCGACGAGACCCAAAAGAUUAUCUAUGCUAUUUAUGAUUUCUUACAAGAGCAGCCAAAUUUUGAGGAUAUUGUUAAAAAAAUAAGGAGUAAACCUUGCAUCUUUUCUCAAGGUCGAUUUUUAUUUUCUAAUCAAGUAGCUUUAAACUUCAAUCAAGUGUGUCCGCCUUGUCUAUAUGGAUUAUCAGAAGGAUUUAAGAGACGAUAUGAAAAACUUUUAAAAGCCCUUGAUGUGCCCGAAAUGUUUGGAAUUGGUGAUUAUGUCCAGGCAUUGGCCGAAUUAAAAAGCAUGUAUGAUGCAUCUGCAUUAGACCAAAAUCAACUAAAGGUGGCGCUAAGAGUCGUUGCGUUAUUGAACGAAGCUAUGUCGGAAAAUGGAUUGGUGUUAAAUGACGUGACUUCCAAAUAUGGCUCCGUUUAUAUACCUAACUCGGAUUGUGUCUUAAGGGAUUCAAAUGAGCAAAACAACGUAUGGCAUCCACACAUACCUUUUGCCCUUCUUCGUCAAUUAAAACUUAACAAAGACACACCAGUAAAAGUGUGUACAUCUGCUGAAAGGCCUACAUGGAUGAUACAAAGAUCCCUUAGCGUUUAUCCUAAACAUUCAUGCAUAUUCAAAGAGUUAGUUAGAAAUGCUGAUUUAACAGGCUGUACGUCAAUUGAUCUGGUUCACGAUAGAAGGCAACAUGGUUGUAGGAAAAUAUUUAGCGACAAAUGGAAAAGUCUCCAAGGUGCAGCCCUGUUAAUUAUAACUGAUAAGCCAUUCGAUUACAAAGAUAUAUCACUUGCAUAUAAUAGUGUCAAUCCUUCAACUUCAAUAUUUGGGAAUUUUAACUGGGUGUAUUAUCUAACAGACGUUCCCUUAUUAUUAACGCAAACCGAAAAGAAGAAGCAACUUUAUGUGUUUGAUCCGCAUAUGUCGUUCAUUUCAGAGGUAGCCAAUAAUAAACCCUGCAAAAAGUUCGAAGAUAUCGAUGAGCUUCAAAAGCAAUAUCCCGAUAUUUUUAGCGUUUUUCCAAAAGAAGAUAUAUUUCCUAAGAGCAAUUAUACUAUUUUGCGUCUACCAUUAAGAAAUGAACAAGUCGCUGCUACCUCUGAAAUAUCUGGUGAUAUUAUAAAUUCAGAUUUGCUUGAUGAACUCUUAAACGCUUUCAAAUCUGAAGCUAAUGAUAGUUUUGUUUUCUUAUCUAAUCUAAGACAAUUGAGAAUAUGGACAAUUAGCAGUGAAGGUAAAAAUCUUGUCAAGACUCACGAAACGAAGACGAUGAUAAAAGAGUACGAUGAUAAUUCACAUGUUCUUCAAUUGAAGGAUAGUACUGGCUUGAAAGAAAAAUGGGCAAUAUUCAAAUCUCCCGUUAUUCCUUCUUCUGAAGUUUACAAGAACUCGUCAAAAAUCUCUGAUAAUAAAGAUUUACAUCCUACAGUUUCUGGCUCUAUUGCUGCUAAACUAAAUUCUAAUGAACAUAGAGAUAGACCAAGGAAAUCAUAUUCUCACUUACCUUUAGCACCUAAUGUCCCCCUUCCUGUUCACGUAAAUGCGGAAUGGAUGCUUGAACAUGAUUCCAGGAGAAAUUUAUGGCCCAUUGAGGAGGAUGGUGUCAAGUGCGAAUGGAAUAUGUAUAUAUUAGAACAUAUCUUGGCACCCUUAUAUGUAUCUAUGAUGAAUAAAAUACCUGUUCAUUUAUUUCCUUCGCUUCAACAAUGUCACGGUGAAGAAAAUUGCGGUCUGAUAACUUUUGGAGAAUUGGUUCAGAUUUCGAAUUAUUAUUCACUGUUUCCGUCUUGUCCACGAGAAAAAGAUUCAUAUUGGUACCACCUUGUAACGUUUAUAUAUGAAAGGAUGAAAAAUGAUCAAACUCCAUUAUUUCCUGUUGUUACGGAGGAUGAUCAAGAUCAUUUUAAGAUUAAGUGGUUAUCAUUUGAUAGCCAACCUAUAUUUGGUACUACCUGUAAGAAAGACGAUAGCUUAAAAAGAAUUCUAUUAAAUUGUGGUAUGAAGUUAUUGUCCUUGCCAAAUACUGUAUGUGAUACAAUUAAUGAGCUUAAGCUAAAUGUUAAAGUUUUGUCACCAAAAAUUGUUCGAAAAUAUCUUCGAGAGGAGAUUUCGCCUCGACUACCUGAGAAGAUUGCUAAUACGGUUAUUGUCAACAUUAAAAGUUUAGAGAUUCUUUUAAAAUAUUGUUUAAAAGAUACUGAAGAUGCUAAAAAUGAUUUAGAAGGAUCACCUUUCAUACUAACGUGUGAUAAAACCUUAGAUGUCUUUCAAGAAAAGCGAAUAAUCUUUUUAAAUAAGAAUUAUCAGUAUUUACCAUCUCUACCUAACUUAUUCUUACAUUCGGCUAUUGAAGAUACUUUCCAACAGCACAUAAACUUAAAUAGUCAUCAUUUAAUCAAUAAUUUUGAUACUGAACAAUUGGCAAAUUACUUGUCAAAAACUCUUGAUCAAGAGAUUUACCUAGAUUCGAGUGGACUUGUUGAAUGGCCAAAGAAUGUCAAAAAGUCUUGGUUAAGAGAUGUAUGGAAAUUUUUAUACGAAAAUGAUCUUGGACCAGUUGAAAGAUGGGCCCUAAUACCGGCUCUAGUCAAAGAUGGGGAAAAAUUUAGAGAAUACCUUGUACCUAUAAAUCUUGGACAUAUUGUGGCUGACUUUCGUCACGUUUCUGUGGUGAAUGUCUCGAUAAGAGACUCGUUGAGAGCUUUGGAAUUGGCAGAGCUGGACUACAAGUUGCUACCGUCGAAUGUGUGUGAUUAUCUUGGAUCAAUGACAUCUAAUUUGGACAAACCAAUUGAUAUGCUUAAGUGUAUUCACUAUAGACUUGGACGGUUUGACUUAAGUGUAACACUUAAACACGACGAUGCUAUGAAUGUUCUUAACUACUUCCGCCUUAUCAUUGACGAGUGGAUCAAUGAGCCCGAAGCUGUAUCGAUGAUGAAAAAAUUACCACUAUAUUUUACGAGUGAUUCUUCUUUCGUAUCUUUGGAAAUUGGAUCAUUUUACAUUCUUCCCAAAGCUACACCUUACGAAGGAAUUAAAAUUUGGAAACAGGAUGCAACAUUUCUGCUAUAUUCGCAAAAGCUUAUGAAAUUAUAUGAAUCAUUGGGUUGUAAACCAUUAUCUAUUAGGGAACUAUACGAGGAAUUUAUAUUCAGUAAAUUUGAAAGUUUGAACGACAAGGAACGGUCUGUUCAUUUGAAGUAUCUUUUGGAAAUUAAUGAUGAGAAACUGGAAAAAUCAUUAAAGAGUAUUGCUAUAAUGAAAGAUACUAAGGAAAGACUACAGAAGGCAAAUUAUUUUUUCGACCCAAGAAAUAUUCUUUUCGCUAUGUUUAGACCAAACCAUUUACCGCCCUAUCCAUUCGAUGAUAUUCAAUGGAGUAGGCUCUUGAAAAAUGCUGGUCUCCAGAGUGAAAUGACUGUAAAACUAGGCCAAUCAUUUAUUAGCGAAGUAGAACACGAAUUAUCACUUUUACCUCAGGAAAAUUCAAAAAGCAAAGUUCGCCAAUUACUAUUAGAAAUUUACAAAGACGUAAGUUACAUGGAGAAUACAGAAAUUCUUGAGGCCUUAAAAUUGAGUAAAAUAUUACCUGUUUGUGAGCUCAGAGACAAACUUGUAGCUCUAUCAAAACCAUUUAAAAUGGGAGGAUAUGUUUCUCUGGAGAAAUCAGUUAUAAAAAAACACGAACUUCUAUGUUGGACAACAGCAGCUAUUGUUCCGAAUUGGGCAUAUCCAAACGACAAUCAAACAGAAGUCUUUGAAAUAAUGAACUUUAAAAGACGACCGGAAGUGGAGAGAGUUGUACAACAUAUGAAAAGAGUAUGCAACGAGAAUAACUUUUAUGAAACAAAAAAAGAAUGUAUGUUGGCCUUUUAUAGCUAUUUAAAAGAGUGUUCCGGUAGUCGGAUAAGUGAAGAAGAAUCCCAAAUGCUUUUAUCAUUAAGUGAAUCUAAAUGCAUAGUUAUUGGAAAUCAAUUCAUCGAACCUAUUAAAGUUACACUAUUUAAGUUUGGGGAUAGAAUGGAACCUUAUUUAUAUCAAUUACCGAAUGAACUAAGAGAAUAUAAAGAAGGAUUGUUUCUUAUUGGUAUGAAACAUUCGCUAGGAAUAGAUCAUUUUGCUAAUAUUCUUAAUUCAUUGUACCAAACAACGGGAGGGGAUAACAUGGAUCCAAAUGAGCUUCAAAUCUCCCUAAAAUCAGUCAAAGGUUUAUUCUCUCUAAUCUCAUGUACAUCCCUAGUAAGGGAUGUUUUAUACUUACCAUCCAGUCAAGGUAAAUUAUACAAAUCUAACCAACUAGUUUUUAUUGAUGAAAUGCGUUUAAACGAACGUAUCCUGUACUUGGAUAAAGAGACACUUAUGGAUUUAAAUGAAUGUGGCUUGGAAUGUGGUAAUCACGAAGAUUUAAUAUCCUACCUGCCAAAACAUCUAAGACCUGUUAAUUUGACGGAAAUUGUUCAAGAGGAAUUGACAACCAGUCUUAUAGCUACACAAUCAAAAAUUGCUAAAGUCAUGAAAGAGCGUCUCUUUAGCAAUGAAUUUGCAUACGGCAUCAUUAGGAUAAUUAAUCACCGUCAGCAUUUUGCCAAUCAUGAGUUUAUUAAAAAUAAGCUGAAAAUGUUAAAUGUUCAAAGUGUAGAAAAGAUUGUCACUCAUUUAGUACACAGAGGAGAAAAAUUACCUCAAAGCGAAACGGAACUCAAUUGCUUUUAUAAGGAAAACGUAUUAUUUAUAUCUCAAACAGCGUCGAUAUCAGAAGAAAUGUUGGUUAAUAUAGCUGAAACCUUAUGUAAAUUCAUCAAGAAUAAAACUCUUCGAUCUCUUAUUCAUUUAUUACCACCUAUUUUGACUUGCUCUCCAUCUCAAAUUUCAGCUAUACUUGAUAAACUACAAGUUCGUCCAUACAAAAGUACUUCAUUGCCAUCAGUUGGCUUACCAGUUUCGAAACAGGAUCAGUUGCGAUUGGGUCAGACAAUGAACAAAUAUAACGAAGGAGAAUGGGUCGGAGUAGUUAUAGAUGGUGCUGCCGUUUACGGAGUCAUCUUGGAAAGACAAGACGUUGAAGAUGACGAUGGGUUAAUGCUGUCGUUUUAUAUUGUCGAUAUUGGUAAUCGGAAGGUUGAUUUGAGUCAAUCGGAUAUAUAUCAAUUCGAUAGAGUAAAAUCUAACAGGCCAACAUCAAUGCCUCCUCCAACUACAGAAAGGAAACCAUACCCUGAGUCUAUUCCUAAAGAGCCAAGGGAAAGAUCAGAGCCUAGGGUAAAAAGACAACCAUCUCCCACGCCAGUAUUUACGUCUACGACCGAGUCUCCCCCUCAUCCAAUGCCUGUAAAAACUGAAAUUCCCGAAACAAAAAAGCCCACUCCAAAGUUCAGUUCAGGGAGCAAAGAUGAUAGUGAUCCCUUUGGCACAGCUAAAACUAGGAGAGCGGGAGCAACGAGACGUAAAAUGGAGAGGCGGUGGCAGACUACAGAGGGAGUUUCCCCUGGUCAAAGCCCUCCUAGGGGCAGUAACUAUUGGAAAGAUUUUAUAAAUAACUUGAAUACAGAACAAGAAGCUAGUCCUAAUUUAGGUAGAAAAUUCAGCCCUGAAAAAACUUCUAGUUGGCAUGAAAGUGCUCCUCAACAGCCACCAGAAAGUAGUUAUAUGAGAAGAGAAAGUUCACCACCUAAAACGACUGAAGAGGCUAAAGAAAAGAAACCAAGACCACAUUCCUAUCAUUAUAAUGAAUCCCGGGAAAAAAAGGAAAGACCGUCUCGUUUCAGUCAGUUUUCAAAUAAACCUAGAACAAAUAUAGAAGAAACCUUUUCGAAGAAACGCGAAAAUGAACCUGCUAUGGAUGAGACAGAUAUCCCGAAAGUUCGGGUAACUUGUAGUGCUACUGAUAAGCAGGACGAAAGAACGGAAGAUACACCGGAAGAGAAGUCGGAAGAAAGUUCAGAUUCUUCAGAACCAUCAUCUGAAGAAAAAGAAAAGAGUGAAGAGGAAGCAGAACUGGAGCAAUUACUAAAUUCUAUUUCAGAUCAGAUGGAAGACUCGUGGAAGUUAGAAAAUGGAAAAAAGAAGAGGGCUAUUAAACAAUUAUUAUUAAAGUGGCAUCCAGAUAAAAAUGUCGAUAACGAACAAAUAGCUACAGUAGUUACUCAGCAUAUUCACGCUGAGGUAGAGAGACUAGAGGCCGGUUUACCUAGACCCCAAACGUUUCAUCCGAAUUUUCACGAAGAAUACAACUUGAAUCCUAGAAAUCCGUUCGCAAAAAGUACUGACUUUCAAAAGAAUUUUUAUAGCGCGUAUCAGCACUUUUACGAAGAAAUGAAAAAGAAAAGUGAAAAGAAACGAGAGAAUAGAAAAAGGGAACAGGAACAAGAGAAAGAAAAAGAACAGAAUACACAUAUAGAAAUUGCCAAAGACUUUUUAAAACUUGCCAAAAGCGAUAUCGAAUCUGUUAAAAAUGACACAAACGUAACUCAGCCAUCAUUUGCCUGGGCUUGCUUAAAAGCCCACCAGGCUGGGGAAAAGGCAUUAAAAGCAGCACAAUAUAGUCAGGAUUCCGUUUGCAGUUUUAAUCACGAUUUAACAACAUUGGCAGCUACAUUUCGAUCGAAUAUUGAACUUCAGAGAAUUAGCAAUAAACUACAAACUUUAGUUGGCAAUGCUUCAAUUUUAUACAAUCCAGAUCCCGCUCUAAGUGGGCAAACAUCUUUUACAAAGCAAAAAGCGGAUGAAGCAACUCAAUUAGCCAGUCAAAUAAUUUAUAUUAUUGAGAAGAAUUUUUUCUGAAAAGCAUUAAAUGAUAAGUUAAAAAUUUAGGAAAAUUUUCUUAAUUUAUUAAUGUUUUUAAUGUAUAAAUAAAGAAACAAAAAGCUCUAUAAAUUUUUGAAAAAUACGCUUUGUUUUUUUUUGUAUUAAAAGGAA